AUGCCUCUUCUCGUCCUGCUCCGCGCCUCGCCGCGCGCGCCCAGAUGCUCCCCACUUCGCACGGCCACCGCCGCCCUCCUCUACCGCGACGGCGCGGAGCUCCGUCCCGCCGCAGCAAUCACGAUCUUCUCGGCGCCGCUCGCGGCGCCGGACGGCUCGCCCGCGCGGCAGGAGCUGGCGGUGCGAUCGUGGCUGGCGCUCCCGGGAGACGUCAGCGUCGUGCUCCUCGGCUCCCACCCUUCUGCGGUCGCCCUCGCCACACGGCUCGGACGCCGGGUCACCGUCGAGCCCGCCGUCGAUUCCUCGUUCACCGGGACGCCAUUCUUCCACUCCAUGGUAGCAAGGGCGCAAUCUUCUGACUCUGACAUUUGCGUCCUUGUCGACGCCGAGGUCGUUCUGCUGCCUGAAACUGUCACCUUACUGACAAAAUUCAGUAGAAUUGGCCGUGAUUGGCUUCUCGUUUCAAUGUCACGCAACACUUCCAGUCUGAACGAGGUACCCUUGCAGGAGAUUCCGGCCGACAACUGGGCAGCAGAUAGCGGUGGCAAGGGGCUCAUCAUGGCGUGGAACAAUCCGAGGAAUCCGUUACUUGGAGGCGUUCUGCCUUCUUUUCUUUAUGGAAGAGGAGCACACAGCUGGUGGCUGAUCCAUGAGGUUCUAUCAUCUGAAAUGAGACUCGUGUUUGAUGCAAGCAAUCUAGUUCUUGGGUUAUACUUAUACCCUGAAGAUUUCAGCACAAAGCGCGGUUCAAAUGACAGUGGUAGAUUACUUGAUGGAUCAUGGGAGUAUGGUAUCAACCGCCAUCUCGCUGCGGUUUACGGGUCGUAUUGUUAUCGCUCGCUACGAAGACAUCAUUCUCCCAUGCUGUAUGAAGUGGUUAAGCAUUCUGAAGAUUACAUGUUGCGCGAAGUUGAAGAGCCAACCAUCUCAAAUUUUAUCACAGGUAAAGAACAAAAUCUCCAUGCAGACGGAAACAGCCUAUGGAACAAACAGAACAUUUGCUUGUCUGAUCAUCUAAGAAGCUAUUCUUCAGAAACCCCGGAGGCAGCUGGUGUCCCAUAUUCAUUAGGAAUGCUCCUACAGUUUGUAGCUGAUCAGAAUAGGUCUAUUGUUCUUGGUGUGGCUGGGGAAAGUUACAGGGACAUGCUUAUGAGUUGGGUGUGCCGCUUACGCCAUCUUGGAGUCACAAAUUUUGUAGUAUGUGCUCUCGACCAGCAGACAUAUGAAUUCUCCAUGCUGCAGGGUUUGCCAGUUUUCAGAGAUCCACUGUCACCAAAGAAUGUCAGCUUCGAUGAUUGCCACUUUGGAACCCAGUGUUUUAAGCGAGUGACAAAAGUGAAAUCACGGAUUGUUGUGGAGAUUUUAAAACUAGGGUAUAACGUGCUUUUGAGUGAUGUUGAUGUCUAUUGGUUUGACAAUCCAAUGCAGUUCCUGCAUUCGCUUGGACCUGCAACAUUUGCAGCACAAUCGGAUGAAUACAAUGAGACAGGGCCAAUAAACCUGCCACGACGACUAAACUCAGGUUUCUACUACGCCCGGUCAGACAACGCCACCAUCGCCGCCUUGGAGAUGGUAGUGGAACACGCGACCAAAUCGAACUCGUCGGAGCAGCCAAGCUUUUACGAUGUCCUGUGUGGGAAGGAGGGCGCUUACCGGCUCGGCAGCGAUAGAUGCCUCGAACCCAGCACAAACCUUACCGUUGUGUUCCUGGACCGAGACCUGUUCCCGAAUGGCGCUUAUAGGGGACUCUGGGAGAGGCGGGACCUGCGUUCGUCUUGCAGGGAGCUUGGGUGUUUUGUCAUCCAUAACAACUGGGUAAACGGGAGGAAGAAGAAGCUCCAGCGCCAGAUGGAGUCUGGGCUCUGGGACUAUGAUCCUAGCUCUAGGUUGUGCUUGCAGAGUUGGGGUGAUGCUGGUAACUUCAGAGUGAUGGGGCAGUUUCAUGUGUCUGGCGAUACAGACAGUUAG
Messenger RNA from Lolium rigidum, 1968 nucleotides. Its product is annotated as beta-arabinofuranosyltransferase RAY1-like. Gene Ontology annotation, molecular function: glycosyltransferase activity. Bases 1 to 1968 code for a protein of 655 amino acids. The transcript is spliced from 6 exons. NCBI's taxonomy places the organism in Eukaryota, Viridiplantae, Streptophyta, Magnoliopsida, Poales, Poaceae. The record is from RefSeq and is a predicted model, not a curated record.